Molecule: messenger RNA, 1587 nt
Organism: Thlaspi arvense
Lineage: Eukaryota; Viridiplantae; Streptophyta; Magnoliopsida; Brassicales; Brassicaceae
Source: the annotation of a GenBank genome assembly
AUGUCUCUAAAGCCUAGCGCGAGGACGGAGGUCCGAAGGAAUAGGUACAAGGUUGCCGUGGACGCCGAUGAAGGUCGCCGGAGGCGGGAGGAUAACAUGGUGGAGAUUCGGAAGAACAAGAGGGAGGAGAACUUACAGAAGAAGCGUCGUGAAGGUCUAACUCCUUCCAUGGCGUCGGCCACCACGCAGCAGGGGCAGGAUUUCUACUCGGAGAAGACGUUGGAAAUAUUAGUUUCUGGAGCUAUGUCGAAUGAUAGGAAGGUACAACUGGAGGCAACAGCUGGCAUCCGCAAAUUGCUUUCAAUUGAGCGAAACCCUCCCAUCAAUGAAGUUGUUCAAUCUGGUGUUGUUCCUCGCAUUGUGCAGUUUCUUUCCUCGGACGACUUCUCCGAGCUUCAGUUCGAGGCAGCUUGGGCGCUCACAAAUAUAGCUUCAGGGACAUCUGAGAACACUAAGGUCAUUAUUGAGAGUGGGGCUGUCCCGUUAUUCAUCCGCCUUCUCUCUUCUCCCAGCGAGGAAGUCCGAGAACAGGCUGUGUGGGCAUUGGGGAACGUCGCUGGUGACUCACCCAAAUGCCGUGACUUCGUCCUAGGUUACGAGCCCUUGGUGCCUUUCCUGGCUCUGUUCAACGAGCAUUCGAAGCUCUCCAUGCUCAGAAACGCUACAUGGUCACUAUCAAACUUCUGCAGAGGAAAGCCUCAGCCUGCAGUUGACAAGACAAAACCAGCUUUACCAAUUCUUGAGCGCCUUUUGCAUUCAACCGACGAAGAAGUUCUCGUAGAUGCUUGCUGGGCCCUCUCGUAUCUCUCUGACGGUGAAAACGACAAGAUACAAGCUGUUAUCGACGCGGGUGUUAUACCUCAACUCGUUCAACUCUUAGGUCAUUCAUCGCCGUCUGUUCUGGUUCCGGCUCUCCGUACCAUUGGUAAUAUUGUAACCGGAGAUGAUAUGAUGACUCAGACGGUUCUGAACAGUCAAGCGCUUCCUGGCCUCUAUAACUUUUUGACAAACACAUACAAGAAGAGUAUCAAGAAGGAAGCUUGCUGGACUAUCUCUAACAUUACUGCUGGAAACGAAAGUCAGAUACAAGAAGUGAUUCAAGCAGGGAUUAUGCAGCCUCUGAUUCAGUUGCUUCAAAACGCUGACUUCGAAAUUAAAAAAGAAGCUGUUUGGGCUAUCUCUAAUGCAACUUCUGGUGGCAAUCAUGAACAAACCAAGUUUCUUGUUGAUGAAGGAUGCAUCAAACCGUUGUGUGAUUUCCUUGCAUGUCCCGAUCCAAGGGUCAUCACAGUGACAUUGGAAGCACUAGAGAACAUACUCAAAGUAGGUGAAGCAGAUAAAGGCAACAAUGGAGACUAUAAUCUCUACGCACAAAUGAUUGAAGAUGCAGAAGGUUUAGAGAAGAUUGAGAAUCUUCAGAGUCACGACAAUGAUGAUAUUUACUCGAAAGCUGUCGAAAUCCUCGCGUUGUAUUGGACGGAAGAAGACGAAGAUGAAAACGACAUUGCUCCUGAGAAUCUUCAAACUUCUGGUUUCCAAUUCGGAACUAUAAAUAACGCUCCUACCGGUGGAUUCAACUUCGGUUGA